AUGUUACUUGGACGGUUCUGUAAUAUAGAUAUUACUAGUGGAGCCUCCUUCAAUGUUUCUAAAUUAACACAAAUUUUAUCUGGGAGUGUAGUGACUCUCCAUGAUAGUCUUCAAUUGUUUGGUAUCAAAACGGGUACUUUAGAGUUCUCUGGAUGGAUGAUAGUAGACGGUGUCUUUUCUAUUCAAGCCGACAACAUUUCUUUUUCUUCUUCUACAAUAUUUCAGGUCAUGAACAGAGCACCACGUGAUGUUGCAAUUUUCAGUAUCAAAAGUCACAUCUCCUUUCCACAAAACUUUUCUUUCUGGCCUGGGUUCAACACUUUCGACUUCGACUUCGCGUUUUCAGAAGAGGAAAUGACCAUCGAACACAUACCAAGUGGCUUCACCUUACUACAAAAUGGAAGACUAUUAAGGUACGGGUCAACAUCUAUUAUAUAUUGUCAUCUAAUCGCACCAAAUAUAUAUCUUGAACCAUAUUGCCCUUUUAAUGGAUGUUAUUUGGCUAAUAUCUCUCAAUAUUUGUAA
Molecule: messenger RNA, 525 nt
Organism: Entamoeba invadens IP1
Lineage: Eukaryota; Evosea; Mastigamoebida; Endamoebidae
Exons: 1
Coding region: 1-525 (174 amino acids)
Source: RefSeq, a predicted model, not a curated record